CUGUCUCUGGCCAUUGGAAACCGUAGCAUCCCAGCAAGGUCUCUCGACUGUAAAAAUGUAAACAAGAUAAAUGCUGUUCGCGCCUUGGCGAUACUUCCAAUAAUAAACAGAUCAUGUUCUGAAACCAAAAAAAAGAUCGCGCCAUUAGAGAUCGCACUACCGAUUCACAGAACCAUUGCGACCGCAACCUACAUUCAUAUCACCGACAACACUGAGUUAGACGACAAAAAUGUAUGAUUGCAUAAUAUCAUAACGUCGCCCUGUCACGCCUGCAGGCAUAGCGACCUUUGACACAGUUAUCAUUUUCGAACUUGUGACUACCAUGCACAUGGUGACUACCAGCAUCCGUUUAAUCAGUCGAAAGAGGAACUGCGUAUAUGUGUCGGCUCCAGUGUCAUGAUCUACACUGUAAAACGCAGAAUCCUUUCUCUUGACGCAAGUGCAUCUCAACCGAACAAACAGUGAACCAGUGAAGCAGUUUAACUGCAUACUCCAAACCUCACCGCCCCAGAGCCGGAGGACAGAGCACCGACCAUGGCGGACGAUCUACCGUCCCGCGCUCCGUAUCCAGGCGUCACCAUGAACGACAGCACGGUGGACAAUGAUACAACCGACGCUAACUCCCCCAUUCCGGCCUGCUACUUUAAUCAACACAUUCCUACAACCAGUGAAAUGCUUGCAGUUGUAAUGAGCAAUCCUGCUUUGAUCUUCAUGAUGUUAGUAGCUCUUCUUCUAGUCUUCUUCACAAUGUUGAUGUACAUCGAGGGCCAGGUCUACAUCUUUAAGAAAAUCCCAGGAAGACGAAAGGUUCAUCUGUCGUUCAUCUUUAGUUUGUACCCGGUGUUUUCGGCGACAGCGUUGUGUGGAUUCUUUAUCCCAAAGGCUCACAUUGUGGCGAAAUUCACCUCAGAAAUCUGGUUGUCCGUGGUCCUGUUCCAGUUUGUACUGCUAGUAAGCGAGUACUACGGGAACAGGCAAAAGAUGCUGUCCGUGUUACACGGGAUAAAGAUUCCCUUAGCUGGUCCCCCGUGUUGCUGUUGCUGUUGCUGCUUCCUUCCCUCCGUACUCAUAAACGAAAAAAAUGUCGGGAAGUUCUCCCGGAGAGUGAAGAUUCUGGUGCUGCAGGUGGCUGUGUUGAGACCCAUCCUGUGGUUCAUUGCCAUCAUCCUCUGGAUCAAUGGAAACUACAAUGAAGGAGCGCUCAUGCUGGGCGAUGCCUACCCGUACAUGACGCUCAUCGCCCUCAUCUCCAACAUGGUGGCGCUGCAGGCUCUCGUCACCUUCUUCAAGAUCUCGCAGGACCCCCUGUCCUCCUACAAAGUCAAGCCCAAGUUUUUCACCGUGCAGUUCGUGUUGAUCAUCACCAGCAUCCAGAGUAUAAUCACUGGGGCCUUUGCCAAGUUCGGUGUCAUCAAGUGUCUGGGGCCGUACAGCCCUAGGGUCAACGAAAGAACGAUCCUCAACUUCACAGUCAUCGUGGAGAUGUUCUUCUUCAUGAUGCUAGCGGCGCUGUGGUAUCGCCGCGUGGAAGGCAACGUGGACCACGAUCUGAUCGAGCGACAGACCUACAAGCGCAUGUCCAAGACCAACUACAAGAAGAACCCAGCCGAGCAGAUCAUGCUGAGCGAUUACGACGCCCCCAACGGCGGCGACGCGUCCCAGCCGACGACGCCCUCAAUGGUGCAGAAGUGCCAGCCGGAUAGCAUCUGGCAACACCGGGAGGCGAAUGGGACCGGGAACGGCGUUGUGUUGACGAAGAAUGCAUCAUCGGAUCCAAAAGAGGACAAAUUGCCAUUCGAUGGGCAGAAAGAACCGCUGCUGAACAACAACACGGCCAACGGUAGGGUUGUCACCCAUAUCCAGCUCCCGUCCAGUUUUGUUUUGGAUACCUUUGCGUCUUCCAGAGAAACUGAUGUUUAAACAAUUCACGGAUGCCUUCGAGUCGGGCACUACAUCAUAAAGGAAUUCCUCCAUGACUGCGUCUAUACCACCGGACCUAAUAUAUCGACGGUGGUGUUUAUACGAAUUUCUGUUGACGAAACAGCUGCUCAUUGCUAAACACAUUAAGAGCUAUGAUACAUCGAAGUCUUUUUAAAUGAUCUUAACACAGUCUACCAUAUGCACAGUACGGGCCAAAGCAUCAGCUUGUUUAGGCAGAGUACGUUUUCUGCCAACGGAAUUAGCCCUACAGAACACAAUACUGUUUUUUGUAUGUUAACUUGAGUGACGCCUUCUAUAGUAAACUGGACAAACUAAUAGGGUAUGCCGAAUAAAAAAAAAAUGUUUUCAAUAGUUAAGAGUUGGUUCCCCCACAGCAAUGAGAAUGGGCACAUCGCUCGUACCUUUAAAAACAUUACAAAAUGAACUAUGUUAAAAUUGUUGUUAUAGCCCUAAUUACCCGACAACAGUAUCCUUUGACGAUCACGCGCUUUUCUGGGAAAAAAAUGUCAGUAAAUGCAUGUUGCGUUGUAUGGUACAGUGUGAUUGCCGACAGAAACUAAUGUUGCUUAUAGUUGCCGCAGUGCAUGGUCACAAUUAAUUUCACGUGUUUGGUGAAGUUAACUUCUAUGUAAGGCCUCAACGAUAUAUAUGUGUCUCUAGCUCUCUGCCCGCUACUCAUGCAUAGAAAAUCUACAGUGAGAGUUUUUUAGAGACAAAUGCGGUGUGAAGCGGCAGUAUGAUUUGAACGAAAACUUGCAGGCAAUGUAUCAUGGUGUGUGGUGUUGUUGUCUUAUUUCGAAAUCUUACAAAAAAGGAAGGAAAGAAAAAAGCAAAUUUGGAGCUGAAUUAUAAAAUUUUAUAUUGAAUUGUAUUGCAUUUGCAAAUAUACAUUUGUGCCAUCUUGUUUUAUUAUCUGAGUUUUUUUAAAGGAGAUACUUUUGUGUGUUAUCCAAGGUACUUAUUCCUUAUAAUGGACAAACAUUAUGUAUAAUCCGCUAUAAACUUUUCUUGGCUACCAUUUUUUAAUGUCAAAGACAAUGUUUGAAUAUAGUUAAAAUAAAUGCCUGUUCUGUUGCAAAAGGUUAUAUUUUUUAGCUUCCGUUCAGAACCAAUCCAUCCUUUGGACGUAAUUGUUUUUAUUAUGAAUAGCGCCCCCGUUGGUGGAUGUCCUUUGAGUCAUCAGUACUCGGUCGGAAUUGUGUGCGCCCUCAGUCUAAUUUGGUUGUACACAAAAAGUUGUUUUAAUUUUGAACACACACUUAAUUUUAUAACGCAGUGGCUUGCAAGUAACGCACAUUUGGCUUCAGUAAAUUAUCGCAUAGUUUUUGUAAUUAAAUGUAGAUUUUGAAAUAAAAUUAAUAUGAAUCAAAUGAUUUUCUUUGCAAGUGAUAGGCAUGAAUGAAUAUCUUUAUUUUGUGAAAUCGCUGAAACUAUUUUCUUGGGGGAAAAAUGACUUAAUUGUUUAACACGGUUUGAUUCAGAAACCUUGGUUUUAUCGAAAUGAGAAAAUAAAAUAAGUUUAAAUACGUCAUUGUUCAUCUCAUCCGAGAUAUAAAUCAAAUACGUUUCGACUGUUUGUUUAAACUUUUAGAUUUCAGGAUCCAUCACUUUCAAAACGAAUAGAAAAAAUACUGUGACAAAAUAAUUCAGAUUUAAUAACAAUUUGUGAGUUGCGGAUUUUUGAAUCGGGUCUUGACAUCAUAUAAUAAUUAUUCGGCCGCGAAUUAUAUUAGUCACUGUAUAGUGCGCGCACUUCUCUGAUGUAGUUAUGUAGUCGAAGGGUCAUAGCGCUAGUCAUUGCCAGCAAAUCAGAUAAAACAAAAACAAUAGCUUAAGCCCUUACUCAUAACAUAAACUACUAUGAUAACAAUUGUAGAAUAUAAUACUGGUAUUAUUAUCUUGUCGUCGACUAUGAAUCAAGGGCGUAAAUUUGUGCGGAUGACGGGGAUGAUGAUGGAAAAAUCCAGAAAUUGUUACCGAGGUUUCAUAUCAGAAACUUCAAAAGGAAGUGACAGGAUUGCUGCUAACAUUUGACACAUGUGGCUCUGUUUAUGGAAAAAAACUACAGGUUUAUCCACCUGACGAAAAUGUGAUCGGUUUUAUUCCCUUUUCAAAACCACAUUUACUUUUUCAAACAUAACUAUUGGCUAUCGAUCGGAGGACGUCAUUAGUGAUAUUCCUUUUGUUUUUUCUUAGUUAGGUGCAAAAAUCUGGAUGAAAUACGGGAGUUUCAAAAAAGUAACACUUUACAAAGGGAUGAUGUGACCAGAUAUGAACUUAAUGACCAUUAUUAUGGUUUUAUCAUAAAGUAGGGGCAGUAAGCUUUCCAUUGAUAUCUUGGAUGCAUUCCUCCGGUCAUGCAUUACUGAGUUCCAUUGUUUUAAAAAUGGUAUGCAA
Patiria miniata (bat star) is the source of this 4338-nucleotide messenger RNA. RefSeq names its product organic solute transporter subunit alpha-like. The record is from RefSeq and is a predicted model, not a curated record. The transcript is spliced from 8 exons. NCBI's taxonomy places the organism in Eukaryota, Metazoa, Echinodermata, Asteroidea, Valvatida, Asterinidae. Gene Ontology annotation, molecular function: transporter activity. Gene Ontology annotation, biological process: transport. The coding region runs from base 535 to 1920 and encodes 461 amino acids.